AUGCGGCCGCCAUCUUGGUCCGGUCGUCCUCCUCACUCUGCUCCGCUGUUUAACAGGCGCAAUGAAAUCCACAUCGCCGUUUCCUGCAUCUACCCGAAGAAAGCCAACCUGACUCUGGGGUUCCGGCACAAGAACCCGUACGCCUUCAGCCAGAGUGGCUUCGGCAGCUUCAGCUUCCAGUUCGAGUUCUUCCAGAGCCAGCUCUUCAGACGGCAGGUGGAGGGCAGCAGCUACCCGGUGGAGGUGUCCCUCAAGCAGAUGGUCUACAUGCAGAUCCAGGCCUCCUCCUCCAUCCCCGACACCCAACUGUUCGUGGAGUCCUGCAGGGCCACGCCCUACGACAACCCCGAGUCCCGCGUCAGCUACACCAUCAUGGAGGACGGGUGCGUGAGGGAUCCCACCGUGCAGGUCUACCCCGGACCCGGGUCCGUCUUCCAGUUCGGGAUGGAGGCUUUUGAGUUCAUCGGCGCUCACGAUGAGGUCUACAUCACCUGCUCGGUACUCCUGUGCCAGAGCGGCAUGCCGAACACCCGCUGCUCUCAGGGAUGCCUGGAACCAGGAAGUGGUCGCAGCAGGAGGGAGGCCGGGGCUCAGACCAACAGCCACUUCAUUUCCCAGGGUCCUUUGCGCCUGAGGGCUCCUCACAGCGAAGGCUCCAUCCCGACCCUGAACCUGGUCUCCAUGCUGGUCCUGUUUGCCGGCGGCCUCCUGGCAUGCGGGGCGGGGUUCUUCAGAUCCAGAAGGACCCCGAUCAAGUACCACCUACUGGUCAUCUCCGAGACCGACCAGCCAGAACAUUAGGACCACGGGCCCGAUCUGCCCGGACUCCUGCCGCCCCCUGCAGGUGGUCUCCUGUGGUACCAGACCAGGCGGUCCUUCAGGGACCAGACUGUCUCUUCUGCACAUCCCACAAAUGCUCCAGCUGGACUCCAAGCUGGUUCUCCUGGUCCUCAGAGAACUCUUGAAUUAUUUAUUAGUUAUUUAUGAGAUUCCAGGAUCUUUGUGGUUUUUAAUCCACUCAUCUCGUCAGCUGUUCAGACCUUCCAGUGUUUUUUUGUGGUUGUUGUAUUUAUUGUUGUGUCGCUCUGGUGUGUAAUGUUCCCACUUCCCACUGGGAAGUUCCCAGAAAACGAUUUCAAAUGUGAUUAAGUGUUGUUUAUGCUGUGAGUCGACAUUCAGGAUGUCUACACUGCAAAAAAAAUUUACUGAAUUGUGGUAUCACACAUCCUUCAGUCAUCUUGCAAUGACUGGAGCUUUUAGCCAGGGGGUUGUGUCAUCAGAUGGUUACCAACGAUCCUCAAGUGUUUCGACCCUGAACCAUAACACUCUCCUGUUGGCGGGUCAGCAGUGGUGGCCAGCCACUACUCACUUCCCCCUGGCUGCCAGCUCAGUUCCUCUCCUGGACCUCACCUCUGCCUUUGAUACAGUGGACCACAAGAUCUUGCUUUCUCGCCUCGAAAACCUGGGCAUCAAAGGUACAGUCCUGGAGUUUUUCCAUUCCUACUUGUCUGGUAGGACCUUCUCUGUUCAACUGGGAGACUUCACCUCUUCUGCAGCCCCCCUCUCCUGUGGGGUGCCACAAGGUUCCAUCCUAGGCCCUAUUUUAUUUAUCCUGUAUAUUCUGCCCUUAGAAGAUAUCAUAAAAAAGCACAAUAUCUCCUUCCACUGCUAUGCAGACGAUAUCCAGCUGUAUCUCCCCUUUAAGGCCGAUGACCCCACUGCUCUCCAGCCUUUGCAAAACUGCCUGUCGGACAUUAAGGCUUGAAUGUCAGCGAAUUUUCUCUUCCUCAACGAGGAGAAGACAGAGGUCAUUGUGUUUGGCAAAACCCCUUCAGCACUUAACACCAACACCCUGGGUUCUCUCGCCAGUAACUCUAAGCCAGCGGUUAAGAAUCUGGGUGUGAUCUUAGACAGUUCUUUUAAGUUUGAGCAGCAGAUUAGUGCAGUUGUCAAAAGAAGCUUUUUUAACCUGAGGACCCUGGCAAAGAUUAAAGCGUACCUUCCCCAGGCAGGGUUAGAGCAGGCCCUCCACGCCUUUGUCACAUCCCACCUGGAUUACUGCAAUAGUCUAUACACCGGCAUAGGAAAAGCCCAACUUCACCGCCUGCAGUUAGUCCAGAACGCGGCCGCUCGACUCCUCACCUGCACUAGAAAACACGAUCACAUUACUCCGGUUCUUGCUUCCCUCCACUGGCUCCCCAUCCGCUACCGCAUUGAUUUUAAAAUUCUCUUAACAGUCUUUAAAUCUCUGCACCACCUUGCCCCACCGUACCUGGCUGAUCUUCUCCUCCCUUUCACCCCGACCAGAGCGCUACGGUCGGCUGACCACCGCCUUCUUGUCAUCCCCAGGUCGAGGUUGAAAACUAGGGGGGACAGAGCUUUUUCUAUAGCGGCCCCUCGACUCUGGAACUCUCUUCCCCCCCACAUCCGAGCAGCCGAGUCCGUAGGGAUUUUCAAAUCUCACUUGAAGACGUACCUCUUUUCGCUGGCCUUCAACUAGGUCUUAGUUUGCUUUUCUGAUUCUUUUUAUGAAUUUUUAUGCACUUUUUAUGUCUUUUUUUUU
Molecule: messenger RNA, 2563 nt
Organism: Salarias fasciatus (jewelled blenny)
Lineage: Eukaryota; Metazoa; Chordata; Actinopteri; Blenniiformes; Blenniidae
Product: CUB and zona pellucida-like domain-containing protein 1
Exons: 5
Coding region: 1-801 (266 amino acids)
Source: RefSeq, a predicted model, not a curated record